AUGACGAAAAAGAAGUUGGUUGAUUGUAAAGGGUGCAAAAUUAAUAUAACAAAAACGCAGAGCUGUAUGAGAUGUAAUGGAGACUGUCAGGGAUGGUUUCACAAAAAGUGCACAAAACUCAACAACGAAGAUUAUGAUAUUUUUUGUGAUAAAAAAUCAAAUAAGAAGUGGAUCUGUAACAGCUGCGAAGAAUCUUCAUCUUCAUCUGAAAAUGAAGAUAGUCAUGAUGAAAGUAAUUUGGAAGAAAUGAGUGGAAAAUUAAUAAAUAAUAAUGGAAAUAAGAAGAGAAAUUCCAGUGCUAGUAAAAUCAGAGGAAGUGGGACUAUUGAGAAGAAUGCAGAUCCUUCUAAUAGAGAACUCAUGCAAUUCAUGACUAAAAAAUUCUCUGAUUUGGAAGAAUCUGUGAAAUUCAAUGCAGAAGUAAUGGAUGAGCUGCAGGCAUCUAUAAAAGCCUUAACUAAAGAAAAUGCAGUAUUAAGGAAAGAGCAAAAAGUUUUCAAAAGCAGGCUGGAGGAUCUUGAAGUAAAGCUGAAUAACCUCAACUAUUUGGCUGAAAAGGAGGAAGUGGAACAGAAAAACAAAAAUGUUGUUGUUUUUGGCCUCAUGGGUGGAGACACAGCCAAAGAUGACAUUAAGAAAAUAUUACAAAAACUGGAUGCUAGGAUUGAUGAGGGUGAUUACAAUCUACAGACACUACCUAGUAAGGAAACUAGAAAACCAGUCUUAGUAAAGCUGAAGGACAAAACGAGCAGAGAUAGAUUACUAGAAGUGAUGAAAAACAAGAAAAUAAAUACUCUCCACUGUGGAAUUUCUGGAGAGGACAAACGUAUCUACAUAAAUGAGGAUCUGCCAAGGAGUGUUAGACUAUUAUUAAAUAAAGCUAAAAGUCUCAAAAGUCAUAAUUUCAAAUAUGUAUGGUGUAAAAAUGGGACUGUUUAUGCUAGAAAAGAUGAGGGAGAAAGGUUUAUAAGAAUAAAGAAUUCUCUACAAGUCGAUUCUAUCAUAAACUCCUAA
Molecule: messenger RNA, 1014 nt
Organism: Phaedon cochleariae (mustard beetle)
Lineage: Eukaryota; Metazoa; Arthropoda; Insecta; Coleoptera; Chrysomelidae
Source: the annotation of a GenBank genome assembly